Molecule: messenger RNA, 4719 nt
Organism: Pogoniulus pusillus (Red-fronted tinkerbird)
Lineage: Eukaryota; Metazoa; Chordata; Aves; Piciformes; Lybiidae
Gene: AXIN2
Product: axin 2
Exons: 11
Coding region: 195-2576 (793 amino acids)
Biological process (GO): positive regulation of protein kinase activity; positive regulation of proteasomal ubiquitin-dependent protein catabolic process; cell development
Cellular component (GO): plasma membrane; nucleus; beta-catenin destruction complex
Molecular function (GO): ubiquitin protein ligase binding; protein kinase binding; beta-catenin binding
Source: RefSeq, a predicted model, not a curated record
GGGGCGCGGGGGGAGCGGGGCCAGCCUGCGCGCUGCCGGCGGCGGAGAGCGGCGGGGCCGCGGGCGCGCAGCGAGCUUCGGCUCCGCGAGAGGAGGCUCAGAGGAUCCCCUGCUGACUCCAGGCAGAGACAGGCAGAGGAGCAGGCAGCUCCUGGAGCAACUGGGAGCUCCUCUCCCCAUCGGGCUCCGGAGCCAUGAGCAGCGCUGUGGUCCUCGCCCACCUCCCAGACCCCAGCAGCAGUUUCAGGGAAGACGCUCCUCGCCCCCCUGUCCCGGGAGAGGAAGGAGAAGCACCAUGUCCUCAACUCGCCAGCUCUUUUCUCCCCAAAAGCCAAAGCUUCAAGGCCAUGCCGGUGCCUCCUGCCCCACGGAGGAAUGAGAACGGGCUUGGGGAGCCGGAAGGCAGCGCAUCCCCAGACUCCCCUCUGGCCAGAUGGACCAAAUCCUUGCAUUCCUUGUUGGGAGAUCAAGAUGGUGCCUAUCUUUUUCGGACCUUCCUGGAAAGGGAAAAAUGUGUGGAUACCUUAGACUUCUGGUUUGCCUGCAAUGGCUUCAGGCAGAUGGACCUUAAGGAUACCAAAACUUUAAGAGUAGCCAAAGCUAUAUACAAAAGGUACAUCGAGAACAACAGCAUCGUCUCCAAGCAGCUCAAGCCUGCUACCAAGACCUACAUAAGGGAUAGCAUCAAGAAGCAGCAGAUAGAUUCCAUCAUGUUUGAUCAGGCACAGACUGAGAUUCAGACUGUGAUGGAGGAAAAUGCUUACCAGAUGUUUUUAACUUCUGAUAUAUACCUCGAAUAUGUAAGGAGUGGAGGAGAAAAUCCUGCUUACAUGAACAGCAACGGACUGGGGAGCUUAAAAGUUGUCUGUGGCUAUCUCCCGACCUUGAAUGAAGAAGAGGAAUGGAGCUGUGCAGACUUUAAGAACAAAAUCUUGCCUUCGGUGGUUGGACUAUCCAGCAAGACAUUGAGGGUUACGGCGAAUGUCAGAGCGACGGAAACGAUCGAGAACGGCUACAGGUCCUUCAAGAGGAACGACCCUGUUAACCCCUACCAUGUGAAUUCUGGCUACGUGUUUGCCCCUGCAACCAGCGCGAACGACAGCGAAAUCUCCAGUGAUGCCCUGACGGACGACUCCAUGUCAAUGACAGACAGCAGCGUAGAUGGGAUCCCCCCGUACAGAAUCGGGAGCAAGAAGCAGCUCCAGCGGGAAAUGCAUCGCAGUGUCAAGGCCAACGGUCAAGUUUCUCUACCUCAUUUUCCGAGGACUCACCGGCUUCCCAAGGAGAUGACCCCAGUAGAGCCAGCUGCCUUCGCCGCCGAGCUCAUUUCCCGGCUGGAGAAGCUAAAGCAGGAGCAGGAAACCAUGGAUAGUCUGGAGGAGAGGCUGCAGCAAAUCAAGGAGGACGAGGAGAAGGAGGGCUCGGAGCUCGCCACCAGCCUGCAGAGCAGCCGGGAGAUGGUGAAUCCCCAGCACCCCCAGCACACGCUCUCGCUCCUGCCUUCUGGCAGCUACGAGGAGGACCCCCAGGCCAUCCUGGACGAGCAUCUCUCCCGUGUGCUGAAGACCCCUGGCUGCCAGUCACCCGGCAUGGGUCGGCACAGCCCCCGCGCCCGCUCCCCGGACCGCCUGCCAAUGGGCAAGCUGCAGCCCAGCGCGGCCUCGCCAGCGGCAUGUGCCUUGGUGGGUAAGGGCUUCAUCACCAAGCAGACCACCAAGCACGUCCACCACCACUACAUCCACCACCACACCAUGCCCAAGACAAAGGAGCAGAUCGAAGCGGAGGCGGCCCAGCGGGUGCAGUGCUGCUGCCCAGCAGGCAGCGACUACUACUGCUACCCUAAGUGCAAGGGUCACCCAAAAAGCCUGGACCCCCCUCUCCCUCCGCUGGAGCCCUUCGGCAGGACAGGGACGCUGCCGAAGAGGCCGGGCAGAGGAGCGGAGAGCAUCACCUUGCCAGCUGGAGACGGGGUGCUGCCUGGCCCUGGCGGGGUGCAGCUGCCAGGGGGUGAGGCGGACCGGGCACAGAACGUCUGGCAGUGGAUGCUGGAGAGCGAGAGACAAAACAAGCACAAGCCCCAUAGCGCACAAAGCACAAAGAAAGCCUACGGCUCCGACUUGGCCAAGGGGGCCCUCGGCCGCCACCACCCGUGGGGGACCAGCAGCCACCCGCGCGGGGCGCAGCCUGCCCACCCCUUCGUCCAGGACCCCGCCAUGCCCCCGCUCACCCCACCCAACACCCUGGCGCAGCUGGAGGAAGCUUGCCGGCGGCUCGCGGAGGUCUCCAAGCCGCAGAAGCAACGAUGUUCAACCUCAAAUCAGCAGAGGGACCGAAACCACUCCGCUGCCGUGCCGGGGGGAAGCUCCCCUUUCUGCAGUGCAGGUCUAGCGACAGAAGAUUACAAAGAGCCAAAGAAACUGCCAGUUGUUCACACCUCUCAGACCAGUGAGUUGGUUGUCACCUAUUUUUUUUGUGGAGAAGAAAUUCCCUACAGGAGGAUGUUAAAGGCCCAGAGCCUAACACUUGGGCACUUUAAAGAACAGCUGAGCAAAAAGGGCAAUUACAGAGGUUGUUGAUCUUCUUACUCUCUUCCUACUCAAACCAAAAGCAACUUGGAGAUGGAGAAAGGGUCCCUGGUGAAGAGGCCACCUCCUCCACGUCUCCAUGCCCAGCCUCUUCCCCGAGUUGUGUGAGGAUGCAGGCUGGCUUUGUGCUCCAGCCCACGUCCAAAAAGCUGGAAUACCAGGACAAGCUGGGUUGAUGGCCUUGUGGCAAAGGUGUGGAGCAGUGGGGUUCAGUUUCCAAUCAGGGUCAACAUUCAUCUUGGUGCUUUGCUUACUCCUUGAUAGUUCUCUUUUCUUUCUUAUUUCCAAUGGUGUGGCCACAAAUGAGGUCAGUGAAAGGUUGGGGUGUUGGACAUGCAGCUGAGAUGCAGUGAGCUCACUUCUCUCUUCAUUAGGGAACGAAAACCUCUGCCCUGCAGGGGAAGCUCCACCAGCAAUACCGAGCUCCUUCUCAGAAACACCAACAAACCCUGCCCGUCUGGUUUCUAGGGCCCAGCUCCCGGUUUAACCAGUUUACUGCUGCCCCUGUUCCUCUAGUUCCCAUGGCUGUAGCUUCGUGUUGACUAUUUUCACUGCACUUUCCCAGUGGAUUUGGCCUCUCCUGGGAUCAUGUGUUGGCCACAUCGCCCCCAGGGUGAGCAGGAGAGAGAAGCUGCAGUGUGGAGUUUUGAAUUGGCACUGAUUUGGUGGUGCUUCAGAGAGCUGAAAGGCUUGCCUUGUAACUGCCAGCCUCUGGUUUGACCUCCACAUGGUCAUUCGGGUUUGGUGCGAGGACUUCCCAGCUGCUGCUUCACCGCUGGCCUGUCUCUAGCUUCGGAAGGUCCACCUCUGCAGCUCAGAAGGAGGUUACCCAAGGGUAUUCUCAGGCUGGGGCAUGCCAAGCUGGAGUCUGCCCAUGGCUGUUGCAGCAUGGAACCCCACCAACCGUUCCCCCAGACCCUCUUUGCAGCCCACCCAGCUGCCAUCAGAUGGCAGCAACCUGCAAGUACACCCAACCUGGACGACCUGCCGGAGAAGCCCUUGGCCUUCUUGCACCAUUACACCAUUUUCCAACCCUUGAAACCCCUCCUGCCCCAUCACAGCUUUCCAGCUGAUGCAGCCUUGUGGUCUCAGCUGCAGACCAGCUUCUGUGGCCUCACCAGUGGGUUGCCACUGUUCCAGUGGCCAUGUAGUCCCACUCCCCCCUCAAAGAAAAAGAAAUCCUCGUUUCUCCUGGCUGCUACUUGUUUUGUGUGACUUUCUGAGCCAUGCCCAAGCGCAGGCCUAGGCUACCAAAACCUCUGUGGCCUGAAAAGCCCCUCUAGGUGCAAUUAUUUGUGCCUUGUCAGACUGUAAUUGCUUUAGAAAGCGUUUUUAAGUGAGUGACAAGGCUGAAACGUUAUCGCGCUCAGAUCUCACCCCUUUUACACCUGGGUAAAGACAAUACAGAAAUUUAUAGAGAGCGCUUGGGUAGCUGCCCAGGAUUUUAUCUUGCACAGACACAAGGUGAAACUAAUUACACAAAUGUGUGUACCUCCAGGGAAUCAUUUUGAUCUAAGCUUUGACUUUUGGCUGGACUUUGAGUGAAACUGCAGGUGACCUUCAGGGAAGAGGUCCGCAGUGCCCGGAGUAGCGCGUGUGUUACGGGGAGGCACUAACUAGGCAGCUUUGGUCACAUCUGGCAUUGAUUUCUUUUUAAGGCACAUUUAAUAAGCAUGUCUUUGAAGCCUUUGCCUUUCAUUUAAUGCACAAAGACACGCAGAAACGCUCCACUCUCCCAAAUUCUUCAUUGAUUGGAUCAGUUUGUGAGGCGGGUAUCUCCCGCGAUGCCAGAGCCCAGUGGCCGGCUCCGCCGUGGGGCAGCCGCCGGGAAAUCACCGCUCGCUUCUCCUCCUGCUCCUUUCCCCAUCACUCCCUCCCCCCCACCCCCCAAAAAAAAAAAAAAAAGAGAGGGGAAGGGGAGGAAAAAGAGAAGGAAUUAAGCAGUGAUUUAAUACUGAUGGCGUUAACAAAAAACAAACAUACAUGCACAAAAAAACUGGGUGGUGUUGGGUAAUCUGAAGAUGGCAGCGGUUCAAAACGGAGCUGUAAGGCCAGGCCUGCUCGCCUCGAUUGGUGCCAGAUGUCCCAAAAAAUGAAAGAGAGAAGAAAAAAAGAAAGGAGAGAGAGAGGGGGG